Molecule: messenger RNA, 1278 nt
Organism: Ostertagia ostertagi
Lineage: Eukaryota; Metazoa; Nematoda; Chromadorea; Rhabditida; Trichostrongylidae
Source: the annotation of a GenBank genome assembly
AUGUCGGACUAUGACUGUCCGACAACCAGCGUUCAUAAUAUCAAGGAACAAGUGUGGUAUGGUGGUAUGUUGACGCGAAUCAAAUCUGAGCAAAUACUGAAGGAGGACGGCGAGUUUCUGGUUCGCGACUCAAUAUCGAUGCCUGGCGAAUAUGUGCUAACAGCCAUGUGGAAUGGAAGAGCUCUUCACUUCCAGAUCAACACCAUAUGCGAAAAUGGCAAAAAAGAAUUUCAUCUUGAAGAGGAGUCCUUCGCUUCGGUACCUGCGCUGGUGAAUUUCUACAGAAGUCAUAGACGUCCAAUAACGGCCGCUUCCGGAUGCAUCAUCUCUAAGCCAGUAUGUUGCGAUAAUGAAGUUGGUACAGUUCUGGACGGAAAAGAACUGGAAGCCAGCUACAUGCACGUUCUGAGGCCGCAAAUGAACCAGGUUCCACAACCAAGAUCGCUGUCUCAACGUGUGCUCUUGAAUCAAACGGCUCUUCGUCAAUACGCAGCUGCGCGACAGCAACGUCCAAAGUCCAGUAUUAGCCAACAUCAAAUCAGCUUAGCCCCAGAGACCGUCUUGGUACCACCUGUGCCAGCCGCACUGGUCAAUCGCCCACUUCCCCUGCCUAUCCGAUCUCCGAGGAAUACUCAAGAUGAUGAAGAAGAUUACUCAGAAAUGGAUUACGACGCCAUGGACGGGAUAUUAGAUGCGUCUUCGCUGUCAAGCACUGAUCGAGCAAGAAGUUCUAGCACGAGCUCUAUUCCGAAUGUAAUGUCACGGCAGUUUCAAUCAUGCCAGAAUCUCAGCUACCGUUCACAUUCCCCAUUCACGGUGGCAGCGAAAAUCCCUCCACCUCUUCCAGUGCGGCCUCCAUUGCCUCCACGUCCGAACUUCAAAAUGGACACGAGCACAGGUGUCGACGAAGUUGAAGUCGAGCACUCUCAAUCCGAGGACGCGAGGGACAGCGCUUUUGUCGACUAUGAUGAACCUCGAACGAAGCUCUCUGAUGAUGAUUACGAUAAGAUACGACCGUCGAGACCAUGCAGCUCUGAUCUCGAGAGGAAUCGUUUCAGCGGUUCAAGUGAUUGUGAUAGUGCCGAUAAUGGUGCCAGAGAUUCAAGAGAUUCCGGAAUCUACAGCUCUCCAUCUCCGCCAGAUGAGCACCACGCAUCUUUGUCGCAAGUGCAUCUCAUGCAACUGAAGCAGUUUCUACUGGCGAAACAAGCAGAUGAGAUCGCACUGGCGAUAUCGCAUGAGCACGCUAAAACACUUCAAUUCUUUGAAUCUCCUGUC